This is a messenger RNA of Spirodela intermedia, 1332 nucleotides long. Lineage: Eukaryota; Viridiplantae; Streptophyta; Magnoliopsida; Alismatales; Araceae. The record is from the annotation of a GenBank genome assembly.
AUGGGCCUCCUCCUACUGCUCCUCCUUUCUUCCCACCUUCUCUCCAUCGCCGGGGCGGCGGAACCCCAUUGGCGGCCCGGCCACCACCUGAGGAAGGUGCUAUACUCUGAGGAAGACGGAGAGCAAGCCCACGCGGCGGCGGCGCCGCCGCCGCCGCCGAAGAAGACGACGACGGCCAAUCUCACCGUUGUCGCCUCUGCUGCCGCGGGCAAGAACCAGACGAAGCUCCUCCUCAAGGCCAACUCCACCGCCGCCGCCGUGAAGGUCCCCAAGCCCUCCAAUUCCUCUCUCCUUCUGAAGCCCUCCAACGCCACCAAGCUCGCGACCCCCAUCAAGCCGAUCAACUCCACCACCGCCGCCAGGAAGACGACCACCGCCACCACCAAGGCCGUGAACUCCACCACCACAGCCGGCGGAAAGACAACCACCACCACCACCACCAAGGCGCUGAACUCCACCACCAGCACCGUCACAGGGAAGAAGACCACUACCAGCACGGCCACCAAGGCGGUGAACUCCACCACCAGUGCCGGCGGCGGCAAGCUCUCGAAGACACCGCCGGCGCAGAAGAGCUCGGAGAGCAAUCCCGGCGGCGGCGGCGGCGGCUGGUUCCUCUCCGGCUACGACCCGUCGGAGGAGGACACGGACCUGAUCGCGGAGUUCCGAGACCUUCCUUCCAGGUUCCAGGAGACACUCCUCCCGGACCUGGCCAAGAUCUCCUCCACCUCCAAGGUCUACCUCUCCAAGGCCAGCAAGGAGAUCACCCGCGGCGUGAAGCCCAUCGUAGGUCACCGCUACGCCGCCACGGUCGCCUCCGCCACCUCUGCCGCGUUCAUCCUCCUGCCGCUGCUACUUGUGGCGGCGCUCCUCCGUCAUGUUCGCUCCUUCCUCUCGCUGCCGAGGAUCCUCCUCUUCGCCCACGCCUACCUCGCCAUCUACUUCUCCGUCCUCUUCCUCGCCGCCGUGCUCACCGGCGUCGAGCCGCUCCGCCUGUUCUACGUCGCCUCCCCCGCCGCCUACCUCUCCACGCAGGUCCUGCAGACGCUGGGCUACGCCGUCUUCCUCCUGCUGCACCUGCUGCACCUGCUGGUGGCGCCGGCGAGGGCGGUGGCGCUGCUGCAGGCGGGGGUGGCGCUGGCCGUGGGGCUGCACUACUACACCGCGGUUUUCCACCGCGCCGUCGCCGGCGAGGCGCCGAGGACCAACUGGCGGGCCCACGCCCUCUACGCCGCAUGCUUCCUCAUCCUCUUCGCCUUCUCCCGCGCCGCCGACCGCCGGAAGAAGGCCUACCUCCUCGCCGGCCCCGGCGGCGACGACAGCAAGAACAGCUGA